Molecule: messenger RNA, 4266 nt
Organism: Colletotrichum gloeosporioides
Lineage: Eukaryota; Fungi; Ascomycota; Sordariomycetes; Glomerellales; Glomerellaceae
Product: Killer toxin subunits alpha/beta
Exons: 8
Coding region: 1-4266 (1421 amino acids)
Biological process (GO): carbohydrate metabolic process
Molecular function (GO): chitin binding
Source: RefSeq, a predicted model, not a curated record
AUGUCUCGAUAUAGAGAAUUCAUCACCGCUUCCCUCAUCUUGGGGGCAAGUGUCGUGCAAUGUGCCGUCAACCCUAACGGCGCCAGGGUCGUCGUACCCGUGGGAGACGACGGAGCCUCGCCUAUUGCCGACAUCAAAACCUACGACCCGGACCGGCAUGACUGCCCACUUCCUUGUGCUCACCUCGAUAAUGUGCACACUUGGGUCACCUACCUCUCUGUCGACCGGCUCCGUCGAUGCCAGCAGCCCACGCCGCUGCAACUCUCGGCCACACAACGGCUGAGCGGAGACAUGCUCAUCCGCGUCUGCACGUUCGGAGGCGCCGGCGGUGGGGAGCCCAUCAUCACAUCAAACACCAACUUGACUUGUACGAUCACUGAGGCUUCCAAGCCUUCUCUGAACCGGGCGCCGGCGUGCGGCGUACUUCCGGGCGGGGAGGUGAUGAAGACUCUCCCGGUUUCAACUAACAGCAGUGCCGAUGGCGACGGGGCCGACAACGUAGGCGACGCAACGCGUCUGCUCGAGGCUAUGAGUGCGUAUUUUAGCGCAACCGACAGCUGCAACGAGAUGUUGUUAUUCGGCUACCAUAAGCAGACCGUUGCUGGAGUCUUUAUUAGGGCUGGUCUGCGCAAGAUUGACGGCCGCGUGCCCAACCGCUUGGUGAUGCAGCUCUGCAAGGCCGACAAGCCAUCAUCAGGCGUGUUCGGUGGUGUUGUAGAGAACAAGGGCGACCUCGCCGCCGUCAAACAAACAGCUGCAGACUGGCAAGCCGGGAUGUGCGCCGCCGGUGACAGCCUUGUGCCGUCGGGCGAGCUGAAGGAUGAGGCCGUUUUGGACAUUGUCGAACUCCACAACAAGAACGGCACUCUGAGCAACAACGCAAUAUUGUUCAGCAACACCAUACUGGCUAGGAAAUGCAUGGCAAUCCUGCCGCGCCAGAAUAAGUUACAAGGAAGCGACUUUGGCUCCUACAUCCAGGUACUGGGCGGCGACACAUGCACAUCGCUGGCGUUCCGGUGCGGCAUCGGGGGCUCCCAGUUUACGACGCACAACCCAAAUGCCCUGCAGCCAAACCACUUCCUGGGCCUUCAAUACGAUCUGACGGAGGAGGAGAUCGAAGGCUUCAACAAGGGCAAGACCCCCGGAAACCCGCCGCUGCUGCCGCCACAAGAGGGAGCGCAGUGCGGGCCACUGGUGCCGGGAACGACGCAGCCAACGGACGGCACAUCAAUGGUGGACCUGAACCCAUGCCCGCUCAAGGCAUGCUGCAGCAACUGGGGCUUCUGCGGACCGUUCCCGGAGCACUGUGACAUCCACGCGCCGGAAGGCGGAAGCCCCGGGACCAAGCUGCCCGGCUUGCAGAGCACGUGUAUCUCCAACUGCGGCAACGAGAUCAAGCAGAACUCAGGUCCACCGGCUGCCUUCUCGCUUGUCGGUUACUAUGAGUCGUGGAACAUGGGCCGCCACUGUCUCUGGUUGCGGGCCGACAAGGCCAACACCGACGGAACUUACACGCACUGGGGUUUCGCUGAGAUUGACCCAAACACUUGGAAGCCCGUCAUCACUAACCCGCACAGCCAGUGGGACGCGUUCAAGAAGCUGGAGCUCAAGCGCAUCCUGUCGUUCCGCGGCUGGGCCUACUCGACCGAGCCAGCCACGUACAACAUCAUCCGGCGGAGACUUUUGCGACCAAUCUUGCCCAGUUCGGCAAGGAUGAGGGCAUUGAUGUACCCGGGCGCCCCCGACAUCAUGGUCGACGGGAAGGCGAUCGGGCAGACCGGGGACGGCGUGGCGUACCUGCGCUUCCUAACGUCGCUGAAGCAGAAGCUUGGCACCGACAAGUCGGUCUCUAUCGCAGCGCCUGCGUCCCACUGGUAUCUUAAGGCCUUUCCCAUUGACCGCAUCUCGGCCGUGAUCGACUACAACGUGUACAUGACGUACGAUCUGCACGGCCAGUGGGAUUAUGGUAAUGUCAACGCCUUCAACUCGUGUCCGUCGGGGAAGUGCAUCCGUAGCCAUGUCAACCUGACCGAGACGCGCAACACGCUGUCCAUCAUGACCAAGGCGGACGUCGCGAACAACAAGGUCAUGGUCGGUGAGUCCGACUACGGCCGCUCGUUUCAUAUGGCCGUCGACGGCUGCUGGAGCCCUCUAUGCGUGUUCAUGGGGACGCGCACCGAGUCGGACGCGAACCCCGGGAGAUGUACCGCGACCAAGGGGUACAUCUCCAAUGCCGAGAUCAACGAGCUUAUCACCCAGGGGUCAUAUUCGCUGCUGUUCCACGACGGCGACUCCAACACGGACGUGCUUCUGUACAAGGGCGACUAUGUGAGUUACAUGACGCAGGUGACGAAGCUGACACGACGAGACGAGUGGAAGACGCUCAACUUUGGCGGGAGCAUCGAUUCGGCCGUCGACCUGCAGACGUUUGGUGAUGAUGACAUGAAGGUGCCGAUCAAUCGCGGCGGCGACACGGGCGACGAGGGCUGCGUGUCGGGCGAGGACAAGACGGCGAACUCGGGCGACCUGUGCAAGUUUACCUUUUGCCUCGGUUUCUGUCCGGAAUCGCUGUGUGAAUGCGUCACGAGGGGCGAGAUGCUCACGAUUCCGCCGGAGAACCCAGUCGAGGGGGACAUUAUCGCGUGGAACGAGGUCGACAUCGACUUAAACCGGCUGUGUCGCUUCGCAUGCUCGCACGGCUACUGCCCGUAUGAGGUGUGCGCGACGGCCGUGGUCGACAAGGACGAGGACGACGGCAUCAUCGAAGCCGGCUGGAGCCCCGAGAACCCCAACUAUUUCAACUACACCGAGGCGAGACUGGCCAACGCCAACAGGUGCCUCAUCUACCAGAAUGCCCGACUGAGGGACGAGGCGCAGUUCCAGUGCGACCCAUACUGCAAGCCGACGCUAGACGAAGCCAAAGAGAAAGGCCGGACAUCUAAUUAUGAUCGUGUUGGCUUCUUCUCGACCAAGGAGUAUCUGGACGGCAUCACGUGGGACAAGUACCCAGGCACGUCAUACUACGUGGCGCCGGGCACCUGCUCGUGCGACAACAUGCUCAUCAACGAGAUCGCGGACACGGUGCUCGAGGCGCUGCCCAUCAUCGCGCAGAUUGGGUGUUAUGUGCUCAUGUCGUCACUGAGGCUGGUGCUGGAUGUGGGCGCUAGUUUGAUCCUCGGCGUGGGCAAGAUCCUCGACGCCGGGCUCGACAUUGCGACGACGGCAGCGCAGAUGGCGGCCCCGUGCGGCGGGACGGACCUGGUGCCGGAGGAGAUCAAGGAGAUCUUUGGAAUUCUGAGUAGUGUUGCCGACGGCGUGUCGAGCUUCGUGAAGCCCGAGGCGUCCAAGGGCAGCGGCCAAAAGGGCGACGACGCAAAACCCACAGACCGAUCCAAGCACAAGGUAGGCACCGGCAGUGGUCCCAACGUGAUGGGCAAAACGCAGCCGGGCAGCGGCGGCAUCCGCAAGAAGUGCAACGUACCCAAGUCUCAGUCGACGCUGCGGCUGGAGGCGGCCAAGAACACGAUGCGUCGGCAGUCGUGGAUUGCCAGCAAGACGCAGAAGGAAGAGCUCAUCAUCACGUCGCUGACGUAUGGUGCUCGCGCGACACAGGUCCAAGCCACUUGUUAUGCUCAAUGGUCGCAGACCUGCUACCAUUACAGUAGCGUCAUCCGCAACAACCAGGCGUGGGCGACCAUCACAUGUCCCCAAGCUGCUGCCACCACCGCUCAUCGACAGGGUGCCCAGGCGACGGCGACUUGGAGCAGCCAGCACCGCGGAUUCGGCUGGACGCGCAACUUAAACGGCCAGUGGAAGGCCUGCGACCGCGACGAGUAUCCGCCCGCCGAUCUGUUAGCCGCCAGCAGCCCGGCUGUUAUCAACUCAGGAAUCGACCGGACCGGCCAGCUGGUGCGAUACAUCCCGGACAAGGACGAUCGCAAGGCCGGCCAGAUGUGGAAGGGCGCCUAUUUCGCCAGCACUCUCAAGGAGUUAUCCGGUGCCGACUUUGACACUGCCGUGAGCCAGGCCCCGAACAGCGUCAAGUCGGUCAACCGCCCCAAGACAGGGCUGCUGCGUACGUAUGUCGGUGUCGGCGUCAACACGCACCCCGAGUUCACCAUCUCGUCUCACGGCCACUCGGGCAAUCCUCCGGCGAACGAUGGUCUUAAUGACAACAAGUGCUGGCCCAGUGGCAUUGCUGUCCCAGACACGGGCUUUGCCCUGCUGAUGUACGAUCCCUACUACGACACCCACCCUAUGCCGUAA